GUGGUGCGCCGCCAGCCAGCCAGGGAGAAGAGGAAAAAGCACCAUUCGAUUCGAUGCUGUGGCCGAUCAAGAGUAAAGACGUGAAGAAAGAAUAGUAGUGUAGUGUGUGAUAGGAAAGACAUAUUUUUCCUACAACAGAGCACAAGCAGCACCACACAGUUUUAGUUUUUCGGUUUCUUUAUAAUUUUUGUAGUAAUUCUACACAACGUUUCGCGAAUUGCUCGUAAAUCGAUUGGGUGUUCAAUUGCGGUGGCAUUUACUGCGUUUAUUUCCGGAAAACAUUCAGCUUUUUAGUGUCGGCUUAGUUUCGUAAGGUGGAUUUUUAAUUCAAAAUAAUGUUUUAUCCUCUGCAACCAACUUUCGAGGAUGGAGAGAUCGAACUUUCUCGUACGGAGAUGCUGGCUCAGGAUCCGAUGGUGGACAACAAACAUGCCCUCGCAGUGUCACUAGCGCGUUCAGAGAUGCUGGUCCAGGAUCCCAUGACAGACCACAAGCAAGCUCUCGCAAUGUCACUGGCGCGCUCGGAGAUACUCGUUCAGGAUCCCAUGACAGAACACAAGCAUCCCCUGGCAGUGUCACUUUCGCUAGGAAAUACAUUAAUCAAUCUGAACAAGAUCAAAUGCCCUCAGUGCAGAAAGCGUUUCGAUACGAUGGAAGAGAUGCAACAGCAUCGCACCAAACAUCUGACUGAAAACAAGUUUAAGUGCGAGAUCUGUGGCAAAGAAUUCCCCAGCCAUAGUUCAAUGUGGAAGCACACCAAGGCCCACACUGGCGACCGUCCAUUUGUAUGCCAGAUUUGUAAUAAGGGUUUUACACAGUUGGCUAAUCUGCAGCGGCACGAUCUGGUGCAUAACGGAUUGAAACCAUUCAAAUGUCCAAUUUGUGAAAAGUGCUUCACACAGCAGGCAAAUAUGUUAAAGCAUCAACUAUUGCAUACCGGGCUUAAACCUUACAAAUGUCCCGUUUGUCAGAAAGCAUUUUCGCAGCACGCCAACAUGAUCAAACAUCAGAUGCUACACACAGGUUUGAAGCCUUAUAAGUGUCCAGUGUGCCAAAAGGCCUUCACUCAACACGCCAACAUGGUUAAACAUCAGAUGCUUCAUACCGGCUUAAAACCUUAUAAAUGUCCUGUAUGUGACAAAGCAUUUACUCAACAAGCCAAUAUGGUUAAACAUCAGAUGCUUCAUACUGGAGUAAAACCUUACAAGUGUUCCACGUGUGGCAAGGCAUUUGCACAGCAGGCAAACAUGGUCAAGCAUCAGAUGCUUCAUACCGGAGUCAAACCGUACAAAUGUCCAACCUGUGGAAAAGCUUUUGCCCAGCAGGCGAACAUGAUGAAGCAUCAGAUGCUCCAUACCGGACUAAAACCAUACAAAUGUAGCACGUGCGGUAAAGCGUUCGCCCAACAAGCCAACAUGGUUAAGCAUCAGAUGCUUCAUACUGGUAUUAAACCGUACAAGUGCAGUACGUGUGGUAAAGCUUUUGCCCAGCAAGCGAACAUGGUCAAGCAUCAGAUGCUUCACACUGGAGUGAAACCCUACAAAUGCUCAGUGUGCGACAAAGCAUUCGCACAGCAAGCCAAUAUGGUCAAGCAUCAGAUGCUGCACAGCGGAAUUAAACCAUACAAAUGUCCCACUUGUGACAAGGCUUUUGCCCAGCAGGCUAACAUGGUCAAGCACCAAAUGCUGCACACUGGUGAAAAACCAUUCAAAUGCAAGAGCUGUGAUAAAGCAUUCUCGCAACGUGCCAAUCUUAAGAAGCAUGAGAUGGUGCAUCUCGGAAUUCGUCCGCACACAUGUCCACUGUGCUCCAAGUCGUACUCGCAAUAUUCGAAUCUGAAGAAACAUCUGUUGGUCCACCAGAAGCAGUCCAUGAAGCAGCAGCAACAAAAUGGCCAGGUUAUGAUGAUUCUGUACAAUUGUCAAACCUGCAAAAUGCAGUUCGAGAAUAUCCUCGAAUUUGAAAGGCACACCAAGCAGUGCAAUGAGCUGAACAAUGGGAACCAUGGCCUUAAGCUGGAACAGAUCAACAUAAAGAGCGAAAUCGAUAUGGAUGGCAGCUCUAAUCCGGGAAUUGCCCAGCACAUCACCAUACCUCACAGUCAAUCCCAGCCACAAAUGCACAUACCGUCGGCGAUACUGACUUCGGUGAUCUCAUCUGCUUCGACGAUAGGUAACGGUCAUACCUUAAGCACGAGCCACAUUCAUCAUCCUACAACCGGCCACCAGCAACAACACACUCCUCCAGCUGUGAUCACACAACAUCAACAGCAGCAACAACAACAGCAACAGCAGCAGCAACAACAACAACAACAGCAACAAUCGGCUGCUCACCAGCAACAACAUUCUCCAGUUGGUCAUCAACACCUUACGCUCCAGCAGCAGCACAAUUUACCCAUCCAUCUCCAGCAGCAACUCUCACAUCACCUGAUAUCCUCACACCUUCCGCACCAGGAUCACGUUACGGCAGACCUCCACCAUCAGGUAAACUUCCAUCAUCCACAUAUCUCCCACAUCCCAAACCUACCGCACAAGAUCCUAUCCCCAUUAUUCCACAUCCCCCCCUUCAACAACAACCACAGUACAUAAUGGAACGCACGGCGGGGAUCCCCACUGAGUGGGGAAUCCCCAGAACAGGCUAUAGCUAAGAGUCCUUCCGCGUCCGAUUCUGCUGCUGCUGACGACUCCGUUGAUUGUAGGACACCAACAACGCCACCUCAAUAAUGCUUGACCAUGAGCAGCAAACAGUAACUCUAAUCAAAACUAGAUACGACAGCCAAAAUGCAACGUUGAUGGCAGUACACUACUAUAAGAAUACUCAGAGAGUAUUACUGAUAAAAAAAAACACGGCAAUGAAUAUGUUGAAACAGUUCUACUAUUAUUAGGAUUCUAGUGAGUAAAAAAGGAAACUACUGCGAACGUUGCAGUAGAUUAACGCAAAGGCUUUCUCUAACUGAUUUUUUUUACUAUUGAAUAGUACGAAAGGCACAACACGGUUCAGUUGUUGAUGCAGUUGAAGUUGACUAGGAAUGUAAGGAACACAAAGAGGGAAUUCUGAUUGUUGAUAAGCAUAGCAUGUUACUUAUAUUUGCGUGGUAGUGGUCGUCCCGUGCGAACCCAUGUCACACUGUUUCGUUUUCUUCUUACAACACUACACUGUGUGUGCUGUAAAGGAUCGUGAAAGAUGAUUAGGCGCGCCCAUUUUUUGGGAGUGAGUCUCUGUUAUAGAAGCUGAUAUAUAGAUGGAAGUACGAAACAAAGAAGGAUCAUUAGUUAGAAUAUUGAAAAGUCGAUAAGGCGAAAAGAUGAGAGACCAAGAUAAUAAAGUGAAAGGAUUGUGAUUACGAAA
Messenger RNA from Aedes aegypti (yellow fever mosquito), 3348 nucleotides. RefSeq names its product zinc finger protein 260. Gene Ontology annotation, cellular component: nucleus. The transcript is spliced from 16 exons. Bases 336 to 2588 code for a protein of 750 amino acids. NCBI's taxonomy places the organism in Eukaryota, Metazoa, Arthropoda, Insecta, Diptera, Culicidae. Gene Ontology annotation, biological process: negative regulation of transcription by RNA polymerase II; regulation of cytokine production; regulation of immune system process. The record is from RefSeq and is a predicted model, not a curated record. Gene Ontology annotation, molecular function: RNA polymerase II cis-regulatory region sequence-specific DNA binding; DNA-binding transcription factor activity, RNA polymerase II-specific.